AGGGGAUCGUGGAAGACGUGUGGUUGCUACAAAAAGUGUUCAGAAUUUUGCAAUCGGUCUUAGCGGUGUGGGGGGCGGGGAGGCUGGGUAAAAGAAGGAGGAGCAGGAGACGUCAGGAACCCGCCCAGGAUUCAGACACCCGCCUUCCGAUUUAGCCUGUGGGGUGGGCGCGGCCUAGUGUACGCCCCUCGGAGAGGGUUACAGAGUUUAUAAACCAUAGAGAUGACUGGAUGACCGGGGAGCCUAGAGAGAACAAAGGCUGCUCCUAGCCUAUUUCCGUUUCCGCUGAGGCAUUGGCGGUUGGUGUGCAUCAUGGCAACUGUGGCAGCCACCACCAAAGUCCCUGAGAUCCGGGAUGUGACAAGAAUCGAGAGAAUUGGCGCUCACUCUCACAUCCGGGGUCUAGGACUGGAUGAUGCCUUGGAACCAAGACAGGCUUCCCAGGGCAUGGUGGGGCAGCUAGCUGCCCGGCGUGCAGCUGGCGUGGUGCUGGAGAUGAUCCGAGAAGGGAAAAUUGCAGGGCGGGCCGUCCUCAUUGCUGGCCAGCCAGGCACUGGGAAGACAGCCAUCGCCAUGGGCAUGGCCCAGGCACUGGGUCCCGACACUCCGUUCACAGCCAUCGCAGGCAGUGAGAUCUUUUCUCUGGAGAUGAGCAAGACAGAGGCUCUGACUCAAGCCUUCCGCCGUUCCAUUGGGGUCCGUAUCAAGGAGGAGACAGAGAUCAUUGAAGGAGAGGUAGUGGAGAUCCAGAUUGACCGGCCAGCCACAGGCACAGGGUCCAAGGUGGGCAAACUGACCCUCAAGACCACAGAGAUGGAGACCAUCUACGAUCUGGGCACCAAGAUGAUCGAGUCUCUGACCAAGGACAAGGUCCAGGCCGGGGAUGUGAUCACUAUUGACAAGGCCACCGGCAAGAUCUCCAAGCUGGGCCGCUCUUUCACACGAGCCCGUGACUAUGACGCCAUGGGCUCCCAGACCAAGUUUGUGCAGUGCCCAGACGGGGAGCUGCAGAAACGCAAGGAGGUGGUGCACACCGUGUCCCUCCACGAGAUUGACGUCAUCAACUCUCGGACUCAGGGCUUUCUGGCCCUUUUCUCAGGAGACACAGGGGAGAUCAAGUCAGAAGUCCGAGAACAGAUCAAUGCCAAGGUGGCUGAGUGGAGGGAGGAGGGCAAGGCGGAGAUCAUCCCUGGGGUGCUGUUCAUCGACGAGGUCCACAUGCUGGACAUUGAGAGUUUCUCUUUCCUCAACCGGGCCCUGGAGAGUGACAUGGCCCCUGUCCUCAUCAUGGCCACCAACAGAGGCAUCACCCGGAUCCGAGGCACCAGCUACCAGAGCCCCCAUGGCAUCCCCAUUGACCUGCUAGACCGUCUGCUCAUUGUGUCAACAUCCCCCUACAGUGAGAAGGACACCAAGCAGAUUCUGCGCAUCCGCUGUGAGGAGGAGGAUGUGGAGAUGAGCGAGGAUGCCUACACAGUGCUGACCCGCAUCGGGCUGGAGACCUCCCUGCGCUACGCCAUCCAGCUUAUCACAGCGGCCAGCCUGGUGUGCCGGAAACGCAAGGGCACAGAGGUGCAGGUGGACGACAUCAAACGUGUAUACUCCCUCUUCCUGGACGAGUCCCGCUCCACACAGUACAUGAAGGAAUACCAAGAUGCCUUCCUCUUCAAUGAGCUCAAAGGCGACACAAUGGACACCUCCUGAGCUGACCUCCACUCAGCCCUUCCCACGUUGUUUUCUACAAGUUGUGACACUGUGACUUUGUAUAAAAUGGUUGGAAACUGGA
Peromyscus californicus insignis is the source of this 1786-nucleotide messenger RNA. It is a transcript of the gene Ruvbl2, whose product is annotated as RuvB like AAA ATPase 2. The record is from RefSeq and is a predicted model, not a curated record. The transcript is spliced from 15 exons. The coding region runs from base 313 to 1704 and encodes 463 amino acids. Gene Ontology annotation, biological process: chromatin remodeling; regulation of transcription by RNA polymerase II; box C/D snoRNP assembly. Gene Ontology annotation, cellular component: Swr1 complex; NuA4 histone acetyltransferase complex; R2TP complex. Lineage: Eukaryota; Metazoa; Chordata; Mammalia; Rodentia; Cricetidae. Gene Ontology annotation, molecular function: ATP binding; DNA helicase activity; ATP hydrolysis activity.